UGAUUUUCACGUGAUUCUACGGCUCCUAGUUCAUCCCUCACACGUAUAAUCACUUGACACUUGACCAUUUUGUUACGCUCCAGCUUUCUCUCUUGUCAUAUACCGCCAUAAUGUCUCUGUCGUUCAAAGGUCACACCGUCGUAGUUACUGGUGCAGGUGGUGGGAUCGGGAAAGUGUACUCCUUGCUGUUUGCAUCGCGCGGUGCGAACGUCGUUGUAAAUGACUUCAAUGCAGAGGCUGCACAAAAAGUUGUGGAUGAAAUAAAGAAAGCGGGCGGUAGCGCUGUUACGAAUACGUCCUCUGUGACUGACGGCGCUGCGGUCAUACAAAGCGCCAUCAGUGCCUUCGGGGGUGUAUCUAUCCUUAUUAACAACGCUGGUAUUCUGAGGGAUAAAGGGUUGAAGAACAUGACGGAUGCUGAGUUUGACCAGGUCAUUGCCGUGCACCUCAAGGGAGCCUUCUCGUGUACGAAAGCUGCUUGGCCCCACUUCAGAAAUCAGAAGUUCGGGCGGAUCAUUAACACCGCUAGUGCAGCCGGUAUCUAUGGUAACUUCGGCCAGGCGAACUACAGUGCUGCCAAGAUGGGUCUAAUUGGAUUCACGAAGUCAUUGGCGCGGGAAGGUGCAAAGUACAAUAUCAGCGCCGUCGCAAUAGCGCCAAUUGCCGCAUCAGCGAUGACUGCGACGAUUAUGUCUCCUGAGAUGCUCGAGAAUCUGAAGCCUGAAUUCGUUGCGCCUUUCGUCGCUGCUGUGUGCCAUCCUGAUGGACCGAACCCCUCUGGGAGGGUAUUUGAACUCGGGGCUGGAUAUGUCGCAGAGAUUCGAUGGGAACGCAGCAAGGGCGCCGUCUGGAAGACGGAUGAUACGUUUACUCCUUCAGCUGUCAAGCUCAAGUGGUCAGAAGUGACAGAUUUCUCGGACCCGAGAUACCCAGAAUCUGUCAAAGAUAGUGAGAAACCUCUCGAACUUGCUGCUAAGUUGGCCCCAAAUGCCCAAUCGACACCGCCCGUUCGCUUCGACGGCAAGACUGUCAUUAUCACAGGUGCUGGUGCUGGUCUCGGACGUGCAUAUGCACUCAUGUAUGCGCGCCUUGGCGCGAAUGUGGUUGUCAACGACGUCAGUGAGAAAGGAGCCAAUGCUGUGUGCUCCGAAAUUAAGUCGGCUGGUGGCAAAGCAGUCCCUGCAGUAUGCUCAGCCGAGGAAGGCGAUGCUAUUGUGAAGACAGCACUGGACGCUUUUGGAGGCGUGCACAUCCUUGUAGCGAAUGCUGGUGUUUUGAGAGACCGCUCGUUCACCGCCAUGUCCGAGCAGGAGUGGGAUAUUGUCAUGGCAGUGCAUUUACGCGGUACUUACAAGUGCGCCAAAGCUGUUUGGCCUAUUUUCCAGAAGCAGAAAUACGGUCGUAUUGUUACAACUUGCUCGCAAGUUGGCAUUUAUGGUAACUUUGGCCAGACGAAUUAUUCGUCAGCCAAGGCUGGUAUCAUGGGCCUCACCAAGACGCUCUGCUUUGAAGGCCGCAAAUACAACAUUUUGAGCAAUGUCAUCGCUCCCUCAGCGGGCACUGCCAUGACGAUGACCAUUUGGCCUCAAGAAAUGGUUGAUGCAUACAAGGUCUGGCAUUUGCAUUUGUUAGAUAUUCGAUCUAACAUCCUAUCUUUCCUGCAGCCCGACUACGUUGCACCAAUUGUCGGCUACCUCACAAGUGAAGCGAACACCGAAACAACAGGACAGCUGUUUGAAAUUUCUGGUGGAUGGGCAGCGCAGACUCGGUGGCAACGCGCUGGCGGGUACGGGUUCCCUACGAACAAAGUGCUCACGCCGGAGGACAUCAUCUCCAAAUGGGACGUUUUCACCAACUUUAAUGAUGGUCGUGCUACGCACCCUGCUACCUCAACAGAGGGUAUGGCACAAAUCAUGGAGAACUUUGAGAAUAAAGCGUCGGUUGCGGAGACCGCUGUGGAGACUGUGAAGGAUGCUGUGAGGGACGCUGGAAAGGCAUUGAAAGCUAAGUUGUAGGAUCAUUCACAUAUUUCCAGCUCUGUAUCUAUCUAUCCUCCUGUAUUACCUAAUCCAGUGUCCGUGAUCUACUUACAUCUGCAGAGGGGUGUCAUUCAGCCGCUGAAAAAUCGAGACCCAGAUGACAGUUCA
Suillus paluster is the source of this 2147-nucleotide messenger RNA. RefSeq names its product peroxisomal hydratase-dehydrogenase-epimerase. The transcript is spliced from 14 exons. The record is from RefSeq and is a predicted model, not a curated record. Bases 111 to 2015 code for a protein of 634 amino acids. NCBI's taxonomy places the organism in Eukaryota, Fungi, Basidiomycota, Agaricomycetes, Boletales, Suillaceae. Gene Ontology annotation, molecular function: oxidoreductase activity.